UUGGCACUGCAGCGCGCGUCGCACAGCGUAUAUAAGGCAGGCGCAGUGCUGCUCCUGACAUUCGCUCUCUUACGGCUUUCUUCACCAUGAGGAUUAUUGUGUGUGUGCUUCUCGCAGCUGGGGUGGCUUCAGCCCAAACAGCCCAGGACACUGCUGGUGCUGACCCUGCUGCAGCUGCUCCUAGUGCAGCCCCAGCUGCUCCUAGUGCAGCCCCAGCUGCAGCUGGACUCGCCCCCGGACAACAGAACUUAGGACCAGCCUUCUACGGCCCAGGGCUCAACAACCCCUUGGCCGUUCCUCUCAACCCGUUAGUGGCACAACAGGCACAGCGGAUCGCCGCCACAAACCCUAACAUCCGAGUGUUCGUAGAUAUUGAUGGUACAGCACACUUCACCGACCAGUUCGGACGAGAGGUUGAAGAGAUUUUGGACGAAUUCGGCCGCGAUGUAUCUGAACUUCUGGACGUCCAGGAACAGCAAGAACAACUUCUUAAGGCCCGCCAGCAAGAACUCCAACGUCGUCGCCAGCUGCUCGAGCUGCAGCUGAUCCGGGAUUUCAACACUAACCCUGCAGCUUUCGACCCAACCACUGGACUAGGCGCCGGUGCUGCUGGUGGUGUUGGAGGAACUGCCGGAGCACAGCCAGGCCUCAGGGUCACUGUGUAAACAUACAGACGAACGAUCCAUCCAUCACCAAGGACGUAGUUACCACCUGCGUACCCUUGGCCUCCUACCAACCUUGUUCCAUAUUUACUGAUACUCCAAUUCACAUGAUACCCCACUCACUCGAUACUCUACGGCCUAGAUGCAGUAUCCUGCCUACCUGCCUAUUGCUUGGUCCUCCCAUCACUCGACCACUUCUGCAGCUUAAUUCUGCCAGCUUCUUUCUUAUCUCUUUAUGUCUCCCUCCAAGCCACCUGAUCUUGUUUGCUUGUCAUUUAACCCCUACUUCCCGAUUAGCACUCGCUCCUUUCUAUCUCCUGAUCCUGAUAUUCUUAUAGCUACUCACCCCUUUGCAUUCUCACUAACCCGCCUUCUUUCAAGGUGUUCCAGACGUCCUGUUACAUUCAUUUCGGCAAACAACUCCAGGCUGUAAAAUUAUUUGCCCCGCCCAGCACCGUACCUCAGCGCUGCACGACCUGUAGCCUCAGGACCCCAGCGCUGCACGACCCGUAGCCCCAGUGCGCACCAGUACACAUGUUGAGAACAAUAAGCGUGUUUAAGGUCAAGGUUAGCUUGACACUUGUAUAACUUAUUUAAUAAAAAUAUAAGAAAC
This is a messenger RNA of Procambarus clarkii (red swamp crayfish), 1275 nucleotides long. RefSeq lists its product as uncharacterized. The record is from RefSeq and is a predicted model, not a curated record. NCBI's taxonomy places the organism in Eukaryota, Metazoa, Arthropoda, Malacostraca, Decapoda, Cambaridae.